GGGAACAUCCGAAACAGAGCACGCACAAAGCUUCCUCUAUCUACAGAGAGAGAUAGAGAGAGAGAGAGAGAAGAGAGCGUCGUAACAGCUACUACUGCUCGGCUCUUCCCUCGAGAAGAAGAAGAAGAAGGUGAAGGUCCCGCUGGAGCUCGAGACCGUUACAGAGAUGGCACCACCCAGCAUUACCGAAAAUGUUCAGAAGGGUGCCACUACUCAUCCUGCACCGCAUCUGCCUCUUAACGAAAGGAUCCUUUCAUCAAUGACCCGGAGGUCUGUUGCUGCACACCCUUGGCACGAUCUUGAGAUAGGUCCUGGAGCUCCAACUGUUUUCAACUGUGUGAUUGAAAUUAGUAAAGGAAGCAAGGUGAAAUAUGAACUUGACAAGAGGACUGGACUGAUCAAGGUUGACCGUGUGCUUUACUCAUCAGUUGUGUAUCCCCACAACUAUGGUUUCAUUCCCCGCACUCUCUGCGAGGACAAUGACCCGCUAGAUGUCCUGAUCAUCAUGCAGGAGCCUGUUCUUCCUGGAUGCUUUCUUCGGGCUAAAGCUAUAGGCCUCAUGCCUAUGAUAGAUCAGGGUGAGAAAGAUGACAAGAUAAUUGCUGUAUGCGCGGACGAUCCUGAGUACCGACACUAUAAUGACAUUAAGGAUCUCCCUCCUCAUCGUUUGGCUGAAAUCCGUCGCUUCUUUGAAGAUUACAAGAAAAAUGAGAAUAAGGAAGUUGCAGUGAAUGAUUUUCUUCCUGCCUCUACUGCCUUUGAAGUAAUCCAGCACUCCAUGAACCUCUAUGCCGACUACAUUGUGGAGAGCUUGAGGCGGUAGCCGACCCCAGUUAACAUGGUGGUGCGGGUCUCCAUGCCCCGGUCCUCUUUGUGUAGAUGACGACGAUAGUACAAAUCUUUCAUAUUCUUUAUAAGCAAAUUGUAUUUGUGUUUGGUGCAAGAAAUGGCAUCAUAAUGUCGUGUUUGUAUUUACAGCUCAUGGAUGAUGUUUUGUAUUUCAACAGAGGAGAUUAAAAACUUGGGGCAUGUGUUUCCA
Molecule: messenger RNA, 1039 nt
Organism: Rhodamnia argentea
Lineage: Eukaryota; Viridiplantae; Streptophyta; Magnoliopsida; Myrtales; Myrtaceae
Product: soluble inorganic pyrophosphatase 1-like
Exons: 10
Coding region: 167-823 (218 amino acids)
Biological process (GO): phosphate-containing compound metabolic process
Cellular component (GO): cytoplasm
Molecular function (GO): magnesium ion binding; inorganic diphosphate phosphatase activity
Source: RefSeq, a predicted model, not a curated record